AUGCUUAGGAGAUCUCUCAAGUCCUCCACACGGCCCAUGAGUGGUUUUAUCUGCUUAUCUUGUCUAGUCGCUGAAGUUGGGCUCCGUGCUCAUGCUCUUCCCUCGUUUCGUCGCUCUCUCACUACUGCCCAUGUGAGCUCCGAACCAACAAAUCCAUCUGUAAUAGUCAACAUAAAAUAUCCCCCUCCAACGCAGGGAAGUGGGACGAUUUCGUUGGCAUUGAAGGCAACCCCGGGAAGCGGUAAAAAACCAAAGAAAAAGGCUCAUAAACCGAAGAAAGCCGGAAAAGUUGACAAGGAACAAGCAAACGCGAACCCCUCUCCGGGAAGACAUUUGGACAGUAAAGCAGCUGUCAAACCGCAAAAAAAACAGGGGUCGCAUGCACCUGCAAAACUACAGUCGAGGACAUCUCCUAGUCGACCCAGAAAAGAUCGACCUUCCCUUCAUCAUGCCCGUCAGGACAAUGCGAUUUUCCAUUCCGCUAAAAAUGCUCAGCACCCAAGACACACCAGGCAGCAAAUGGAGAAUGUCGCUCCACCGAGGUCCCCGCGAAAAAAGCGGGAGAAGCACCCCCAAGCAACAGGUGGCACACAAAGCGGCAUUCUGGAGUCGACAAGUUUAUCAUUAACCCCUCUUAGCAUUGAGGGUGCACCGGUACCGAGACUCUCGUAUGGUUUAGAAAGGGCAUUGUUCAACCCUGGUGUUUACCAUCUUCAGGACCCGAGGACGCGAGUAUACAACUUUGAUCCCUAUCUGGGAUCGAUCAUGCCCGUCAAGGAAUUCGACUUCUCCGCACUCAAUGAGUACAUAACUUCCUCCCGGGAUGACGGGCUGCGCAAGUUGGCCGUUUGCCACGGCAAGAAAUACAUAGGGUCUUCUUCAAGCAUGACAUCCGUGCUGUCACAUUUCCACUAUUUGCUGUCCGCCUGGCGGCCCUUAAACACUAGUUCUCUUUCACAAGGUUUUUCUGACGUAGCAAAGAACUUCACAAAGAUUUUGCGGGCGCCGUCCGCAGUCUUUUUACGUUAUAAGGAUGGUGUCUACGCUAUCGAUGCGGACAAGGAAUAUGACAAUGCGAACAUUCUGAUGAACCUGGGCAGGUCGAUGGAGAAACUACUUACUAUGCCUACGGAAGAGUUCGAGCGAUACCGGCGAUCGAGUACCGACAAAGUUAUGCCUGACACUGUUUCGCCUGAAACUUAUCAUUACACCACCUGCGGCAACUUCCUUAUGAGGGCACAACUAGAUGCCUAUGACCCCCGGCUUCCAGGAACCGGCAUGUUUGACUUGAAGACUCGUGCUGUGGUAUCGAUCCGGAUGAAUACGAAGCACUACGAUCGUGGGCUUGGGUACCAAAUUAAAGGCCGAUUUGGGAAAUGGGAGUCGUUCGAGCGCGAGUACUUCGACAUGAUCCGCGCGGCGUUCCUGAAAUAUUCCCUCCAGGUCCGCGUCGGUCGUAUGGAUGGCAUCUUCGUUGCUUUCCACAACAUUGAACGCAUCUUUGGCUUCCAAUAUGUCAGCUUGCCCGAAAUGGACCUGGCCCUUCACGGUCAAACGGACACUGCCCUCGGUGACGCGGAGUUUCAACUCAGUGUCUCCCUCUGGGACAAAGUUUUAGCCAAGGCUACAGAAAAAUUCCCCAACCAAUCGCUACGCUUCCAUUUUGAGACCCGUGAGACUCAAAUACCCUGCAUGUAUGUAUUUGCCGAGCCCGUGACGGAGGAGCAAAUCGAAGAGAUUCAAAAUCGCAAUAAGGCGGAAAUCGAGAAUGUCCAAAAGAAACUAUUAUUCCCCGACGAACUCGAGCAGGAAGGUGAAAAUGCACUAGAAAAGGAAGGGACAUCCCUUCAAGCAUCAUCAUCAGAAACUAGCGCUGAGGAUGGUGCAUCGGCGUCAGGAAUUGCGGAUGACGCUCCUGAGAGGGAAAUUUCUGGCGGCGAAGCGGCAGCCGACUCCCAUACUGGCGAUCCCGUGGACCCCUGCACGAAACCAAUAUUUGCCAUGGCCAUAACGAUCCAAAGCAAGGUAAAUGGCAAGCCCGUUGAGCGACCAACUUUUUUCUCUUCCAAAGACAAAUGGGAUAUAGAGUAUACAUUUACUAUGUUCAAUAAACCGGAUCGCGCGUGGGCAAUCUACUCAGCAUGCCAGAGACGGAGGGAACUUAGUCUUGCCCUUGACGACGACGAGACCAUCGAAGAUAACGCGUAUCAGAUCCAAUUGCAAAGGAUUAGCCAGGAAGGCAGGGUGUGGCGCAAACGGCAAGAUAAGAUGGAGGAAGAGACAGGGACUAUUGUUCUACAAUAGACAAUGAUGGGUCUGAUGGAUUCACACAUUUUGGGACUAGGAGAUGUGACAAAAACAGAUACCUUUUUGGGACAUUUGGGUGUAUUUUCCUUUUGGUCUGUUUCCUUUUGGUAUAUUCAUUCUCCAUGUUCCGGCGUUUUCGUAUCCGAUUUUUCUUAUUCUCCAGCCCCCGCUGAUGAUAUAUACGGCACAUGGUUAUAUUAUCGGGUUUCUUCAUUUU
Molecule: messenger RNA, 2524 nt
Organism: Histoplasma capsulatum G186AR
Lineage: Eukaryota; Fungi; Ascomycota; Eurotiomycetes; Onygenales; Ajellomycetaceae
Product: mitochondrial membrane protein Pet127
Exons: 5
Coding region: 1-2304 (767 amino acids)
Biological process (GO): mitochondrial RNA 5'-end processing
Cellular component (GO): mitochondrion; mitochondrial envelope
Source: RefSeq, a predicted model, not a curated record